Messenger RNA from Biomphalaria glabrata, 1274 nucleotides. RefSeq names its product 28S ribosomal protein S15, mitochondrial-like. The record is from RefSeq and is a predicted model, not a curated record. Bases 38 to 1030 code for a protein of 330 amino acids. Lineage: Eukaryota; Metazoa; Mollusca; Gastropoda; Planorbidae. Gene Ontology annotation, biological process: translation. Gene Ontology annotation, molecular function: structural constituent of ribosome. Gene Ontology annotation, cellular component: ribosome. The transcript is spliced from 8 exons.
AUUUUCAAAACGAAAUGAGGAAAUCGGAUCCGGUAAAAUGUCUGCGCCCUUGACAGCUGAAUUAUUUUCUGUAGCUUUCAAAAGGCUAAUAUUUAAAAAAUACGUACCAUCGGCGUUUCCAUGUGUGAACGGAAUACAGUUGAAUCACGAAGCUACAUUCAGUUCAUUUGUUGGGUCUAAAGAUAACAAUGCAUCAUUUAAAUGGCUAAAUACCGAUCUACAAACACCAUUUUUAGCAGCUCAGUUGUAUAUGUACAACUCUUCAAGAGAGUAUGGACACAAACGCCCUCAGAAGCCUCCAAAGGUUACAUUCUUUCAGUAUUCUGGUGACCUGAGGAAAAUUCCAGAAAUAGAUCCCACUAAACUAGUGUACACAUAUCAAGGCUUGGAAAAAGAAAUUAGCCAAAAUGAAACCAUCCAGAAAUUGUCAAGUCUAGAAUAUGCUACAGGUGACGAGAAAGCUAAUCAUAAAAGAGAGUUAGUUAUUGACAGAAUUGUUCAACUUUUUGGACCCAACUCUGAAAUUGAACAGGAAAUUGCGCUGCUGACCUUGGGCAUCAGACAAAUGAUUCCUUACUGUAUAUCACAAAGACAGGACAAAGGGAAUAAGAUUUAUCUGCUCAAGCGCAUCUUUCGGAGGAGGCGACUAUUAACUCGGCUAAGAGAGUUAGACCACGAGAGAUUUGAGUGGCUACUGAGAGAAUUGAAGAUACGGUAUGUGCUCCCAAGAGAUCGUGAAGAGUACAAAGGGUGGAAAUACAACUUACGAAUGAGCACACAGAACGAGGCCGUAGCUAAACAAAGAGAAAAACUAGAGAAAUUAAAAGAAAAAUUUGAAGCUGAGAAAAAUAAAUUUUUUGAGAAGAAAGCACAAGUGUUGUCUGAAAUUCAGAACGACCUGGAGAAGUUUGGUCUCAGCAGGGACUUCCUGGACCAGCUUCAAGUUGUGGAAAAACAGGAACCAGUGAAAGAAGUGAAAAUAAAAGUUGAGAAGGAGGAGCCUGUCAAAGCCUCCAAAAAGAAAAGAUAAAUCUCGUUUACAUUUUGAAUAGAGGAACAUUUGGUUGGGUUAAAAUAUGUCAAGUCUAAUUCAUAAAAUGGUUACUCAUAACAUACAUUCAUGUUUUCUUACUUUUUUGAAUGCAUUUGUAUGUUCGGUGAAUAUUCUGAGUGACCAAUAUAAUGAAUGGGAUACUUAAGUUUUAGAGAUGAACAGUAAGAAAGUAAAACAAUAAGCAAUCAAUAAAAGUCUGUACUUGUUGAGAAUCAUGCAA